Molecule: messenger RNA, 252 nt
Organism: Drosophila rhopaloa
Lineage: Eukaryota; Metazoa; Arthropoda; Insecta; Diptera; Drosophilidae
Exons: 2
Coding region: 1-252 (83 amino acids)
Source: RefSeq, a predicted model, not a curated record
AUGAAGCUGCUAAUCUUCGCCUGUUUACUUGGUCUGGCUUUUGGCCACGAGGUGUACUACUAUACCCCGACUUAUGGGUAUUACCCCGGCACUUUUGCCAGGACAUCGCCUGUUCUACCCUUGGCCUAUUCCCGAUUGAUUGCCCCGGCAGCCGCCGAAUCGCAUCUUUAUCACAGCGUUGAGACACCCAAUUCAUUCCAGCAGCAAUAUCGCAGCGAAUACAAGCCCCUGACCUAUGAGUAUCUCUACUAA